GCCCAGUUCUACAAAAGAAAACAGAAAUUAUAACUUGAAGAGAAAGUGUCCCGUUCUAAUAAGUACAAAGAUUAAAGACAACAAUUUCCUGUUCCUCUAAGCCCAUUCAUAAAUUUUGAAACUUCAACUGCCAUAACAACUCUUUUAUUAGCUUCAAAGUCACUUUCUUCCUAACCCCCUCUGGAUUCAUAUCACUAAUCCUACUCCAAUUAUAACAAAUCUUCCUUCUUUUCUCUAUAUAUAACAUACAUACAUUCUUAACCUGCCCCAACAACACUAUUACUAUCUUUCUUCCUUUCUCAUAUCUUCAAGAUUUCAUCAUGUCCACCAUUGUUUUUCACUUUAACGUUUAUGAGCCCCAAGAUUUCUUACCUGGGGAUGAUAGUUUCUCGGAUGAAACCUCCUUCUUAAUCGAUUUUCUUUAUGCCAUUGACAACUUAACCACAUACGGAAACCUGAUGCUGCCACAGGAACAUUUACUGCAUAACAGAUCAACAUGGUCUGCUAUAUCUUCUAAGCUCUCAGAGAUGAAUGUGCCCUUCUACGCUCACGCGGAUAUGAUAUUCAAGAUUAUCGACUUUGCACGUUCAAUUGUCCACCAAGACUCGAGUGUCAUUCCUCUGGUUGUGAGCAUCGAGGCAGAAGUUAGUGAAGAAGCUGCCAUGUCUGAGGCUGUUACAAGAUACAUCAACGAUCAAGUUGUUCAGCAGGUGCCGGCUGCAUUGAAAAGAACUAUAAUUGAAGGGCAUUCGAAGCAGUGUGUGAUCUGUCUGGAGGAGAUGGCCAUUCUAUCAGAAGCUGCAUGCAUGCCUUGCUCUCAUGUGUAUCAUCAAGACUGUAUUGUGACUUGGUUAGAGAGGAGUAAUGUUUGCCCGUUAUGCCGGUUUCAAAUGACUUCGACUACAUAGACUAGUUUUUCAAGUUUCUCCUUCAGUUUAUUUGUACUUUGUUGAUCAAGAGUAGCAUUUGAUAAAACAAAAGCUAACAUUAUUUUGCAUGGUUUUGAAUCUUUCUUGGGCAAUUGAUUACAUGGAAUAGAAGUUUGAUAAAUAAUCUUCAGAGAAGUAAAAACUUAGCA
Messenger RNA from Mangifera indica (mango), 1078 nucleotides. RefSeq names its product RING-H2 finger protein ATL57-like. The transcript has a single exon. Gene Ontology annotation, cellular component: cytoplasm. The coding region runs from base 321 to 908 and encodes 195 amino acids. Gene Ontology annotation, biological process: protein ubiquitination. The record is from RefSeq and is a predicted model, not a curated record. Gene Ontology annotation, molecular function: ubiquitin protein ligase activity. NCBI's taxonomy places the organism in Eukaryota, Viridiplantae, Streptophyta, Magnoliopsida, Sapindales, Anacardiaceae.